Messenger RNA from Cryptotermes secundus, 5329 nucleotides. RefSeq names its product phospholipid-transporting ATPase ABCA1. The coding region runs from base 43 to 5106 and encodes 1687 amino acids. NCBI's taxonomy places the organism in Eukaryota, Metazoa, Arthropoda, Insecta, Blattodea, Kalotermitidae. Gene Ontology annotation, molecular function: ABC-type transporter activity; lipid carrier activity; ATP binding. The transcript is spliced from 27 exons. Gene Ontology annotation, cellular component: intracellular membrane-bounded organelle; membrane. The record is from RefSeq and is a predicted model, not a curated record. Gene Ontology annotation, biological process: transmembrane transport; lipid transport.
CUUGCACUCAGUCAGAACCACCUCUUUAGUACAGGUAGAAUCAUGUUGCUAAGGAAACUUGGUCUUGUCAUGUGGAAGAAUCUGGUGCUUCGGAAAAGACACUGGAUAAUAACGUCAUUUGAGAUUGUGAUUCCUGUUGUACUUUUUAUUCUGGCUGCUGUGGUACGGUCACUUAUGAAGUCAUCAGAUGUUAAUCUUACCCCAGCACAGUAUUUUCAUGUUGAAGAUGAAGAAAGCCUGAGACUGUACUUCAGGUUUUAUGACUCACCACUACUUUAUGCUCCAAAUAAUAGUUUUACAAGAUAUGUAAUGGAUAAUGUUGCAUAUGGUGAUUAUUUAUCAGUUGAUUUACAGGCUUUUGACACUGAAGAUGAAUUGCUCAGCUACUAUGAUGGCAUGAAUUUUUCUAGCCGUAGCGUUCAUGCAGUUAUAUUUGAAGAUCUGCCUCCAAAUGGAGAUCCACCAGAUCAUUUCAAGUACAAAAUACGUGUUUCAGAUAUAAAAUUUCAUACUACAGAGUUGUUCCCCGAAUUCUCUUCUUGGACAUUAUUUUUUGAGUUCUAUGUAUAUUCCUCCUUCCUGAGCCUCCAACUGCUAAUAGACAAAGCAUUCAUGGAACUUCAAGGAGUAAAUACAUCUGCAUUUCAGUUUUCAGUUCAGGCAUUCCCAUAUCCUGAACGUGCUGACUAUCAAGAUGCCUUCACACAAAUUUUCUCAGUCCUCCUACCAUUGUUCACGGUUCUCAGUUUUGUGAUGCUAUGUCCAUCCAUUAUGAAGAGAGUUGUAGAAGAAAAAGAAAGUGGAGUGAAAGAGCUGAUGAAGAUGAUGGGAUUAAAGACAUGGAUGCUGUGGUUUAGUUGGAUGGUGAAUGCUUUACUUGUGAAUGUAAUUACAGUCACCAUUAUCACCGUUUUGCUUAAAGUGCCAUUUGGUGAUACUGCAAUACUUCAGUAUUCAGAUUUCUUUCUGGUAUGGGUCAUCCUUUUAUUCUACUGCAUAGCUGGUGUGACCUUCUGUUUUGCUAUUGGUUCAUUCUUCUCUAGACCAACCUUGGCCAUGUGUGCCGGCAUUUUUCUGUGGUUUAUAUCUUACUCAGCUACAACAUAUCCUGUUAUGAAUGGAAAUACCCUUCAUGUGGGUGUCAAGCUCGUAUCAGCUAUUUUGCCAAACACAGCAAUUAACUGGGCAUUUGGUUUGAUUGUGUCCUGGGAAACACGAGGUGAGGGCCUGUCCUGGGGAAAUUUCUUUACCCCUCCCAGUGGUAAAGAAGGUGACAUCAGCAUGGGUCUUAUAUGGGUGAUGCUCAUUGUGGACACUGUCCUAUAUAGCAUUGUGACAUGGUAUAUUGAUUCUGUCAUGCCAGGCAAAUAUGGGGUUGCAAAACCCUGGCACUUCUUCAUCAUGCCAUCCUAUUGGUGCAGCAGCAAGCUUAGUAGUACAUUUUCUUCAGAUGAUCAGGCAGAAAAUAACAGAACAUUUGAAAAUCCCCCAAGUAAUCUGCAUGUUGGGAUCAAAAUACAAAACCUUCGCAAAAUAUUCCAUUCACUGGGUGGACUGAACAAGAAGGUGGCAGUAGAUGGAGUCACUCUAGAUAUCUAUAGUGGUGAGAUUACAACACUGCUUGGACAUAAUGGUGCUGGCAAAACUACAACUAUGUCAGUUCUCACAGGCCUGUAUUCCCCUACCAGUGGUUCUGUGUAUAUUGAUGGCUAUGACAUCCGUGAAAAUUUGGACAAAGUUCGGGAAAGCAUGGGCCUCUGUCCCCAACAUGCUCUGCUCUUCUCAGACCUAACUGUCAUGGAGCAUCUCCUUUUUUUUGCUAUCUUGAAAGGCUGUUCCAGAAAGGAAGCAAAGAAGGAUGCUACAGAAUUCCUUGAAAGGUUGAAUCUUACUGACAAGAAAAACCAGAUGUCCUCAACUUUAUCUGGAGGAAUGAAGAGAAAAUUGUCUUUGGGCAUAGCUCUAAUUGGAAACAGUAAAGUCUUGAUGCUAGAUGAACCAACAUCAGGAUUGGAUCCAGAAGCCAGGAGGGAAAUAUGGGAUAUCUUGUUGAGUAUGAGAGGAGAGAGGACUAUCCUGAUUACAACACACUUCAUGGAGGAAGCUGAUGUUCUCGGAGACAGGAUUGCUAUCAUGUAUAAUGGCCGAGUCCAAUGCUAUGGCACUUCUUUAUUCCUCAAAAAACUAUAUGGAACAGGCUACCAGUUAAACCUGCUAAAAGAAAAUGAUUGUAAUGUGGCCAGGAUAACGAGCACAAUCCAGGAAAUUAUUCCACAUUCAAAGAUUAAGACUGAGAUGGGUACAGUGCUAUGCUACAUGCUGCCCUCUGAACAAACUAAACUGUUCCCUGAUCUGUUUGAAAUUUUGGAAAGAGAUAAGCAAAGGCUAGGAAUAUCCAGCAUUGGAGUUUCCAUAACCACACUUGAGGAAGUGUUCUUGAAAGUGGGAGAGGUGGCUGCAGAUGAGCAUGACAAAGACACAAACUUGAAACCAAGUAACAAUGGAUACAUGACACUAAACCACAAUUUUGAAGCUGUAACAUUUAAUAAGACAGUGGGGACAAGUCUGAUGCUUCAACAAAUAGCAGCUUUGUUUAGGAAGCGAAUCCUUUACAUGUACAGGGAGUGGAAGACAUUCUUAAUGUGGGCUUGUGUUGCCAUUGUAUUGGCUAUUCUCACAGUGGCUCUUGUGAGCAAUGGCAGUUCUGAGAGUACAGGAGAACCUGCCCUCACCUUGUCCUUAAAAAGUUAUGGCCAAACUGAAGUUCUGUACUCAUCAAGUGUUGAAUCAGCAGACUGGAAUAUUGAUAAUUCAUAUAGAGAUACUGUUCAAUCUCUGAAUUCCUAUGUUAAAAAUCCUGGAAAGCCUAUCAACCAUGCCCUUUUGGAGGCUGGAGAGAACAACAUCAAUGAUUACCAUACAAAGUUUAUUGUUGCAGCAGAAUUCAAUGCAUCAGAUUCACCAAAUGUGGCACUGUUGAAUUCCAUGUAUUCAUCCACUGCUUUCCACGCUGCACCAAUCUCUCUGAAUCUUCUCACCAAUGCUGUUCUCAAAAGUAAAAACCCAACCAAAUUAAUUACAGUUACUAAUCAUCCUCUGAAGGCAAAACAGGAACAGGAAUCAAAUGUAUUGGUGUAUACAGGACCAGACUACAGCAUUAUGUCAUUGUGGAUGGUUCUGAUGCCUUACAGCCUACUCUUCCUCACAGGGAGCUUUAUUAGAUUCCCCUCAUUAGAGAGAGUGUCCAAAGCUAAGCAGCUGCAGCUGAUGACUGGGGCCUCACCCCUUGCAUACUGGUUCACAUGUUUCAUAUGUGAUUUCCUUUACUACAUAAUUGUAGCAAGCAUCAUGGUGUUGGGAAUCCUUGUUGCUGAUCCACUUGAUGUCUUUAAUGGGUCUGAAGAACUGGGGGUGUAUUUCUUCAUGGUACUGAUGUAUGGAUUUUGUGGCAUUCCGUAUGCAUACAUAUUCAGCUAUUUAAGAAAAAGUAGUUCAGGGGCCUUUUCUCUACUUGCAGUGACAAAUAUAUUGCUUGGAAUGAUACUGAGUUUGACGGUAUACAUUAUGCUACAGUCAAAAGACUACGAAAGUGCUGCAAAUGGUCUAAAAUAUGUUCUGCAAUUUAUUCCUCAUUUCUCCAUCACAUUUGGGUUCAUGCGCUUCUCAGACCUCGUCCUCAAAAAUAAUAGAUGCAAAAUUGAGCAAAUAUCCUGCCCUCAAAAUGACAUUUGCUGCGAAUCUGUGUGCAAAGAUGGCUAUUGUCCUCUAAUACACAAAUCAUAUAUAGCAUUUGCAAAUAUCGACAAUCCAAAUGCAGUUGGUGAACAACUACUAUAUAUGGCAAUAGACACCGUUCUUUACUUUGGACUGAUAAUGUUGAUAGAGCAUGAUGUGUUCAAGAAACUGCAUGGUAUGCUCAUGAGGAUGAUACUUGGAACUGAAAUUGAAGUACAGGAACUAGAAAGUGAUGUGUUAAUGGAAAAGGAACGUGUCAAUAGCAAAAUAAGAGCAGCCGCUCUUCAGCAGAGCAGUGCUGAUGAUGACAUCAUGCUGGUCCAUAAUCUGAUAAAGAAGUUUAAGUCAAGCUUUGUAGCAGUAAAAGAUAUUAGUUUUGGUGUGGCCCCUGGUGAGUGUUUUGGGCUGCUUGGCAUCAAUGGUGCAGGCAAGACCACGACAUUCAGAAUGCUUACUGGAGAUGAAAUUCCUUCCAGUGGAGAUGCAGUAAUUACUCAAUACAGACUUGGGAAUGAAAAACAUAAGUUCCUGGCACAGAUUGGCUACUGCCCACAGUUUGAUGCCAUCAAUGAAACUCUGACAGGGCGUGAAAUGUUGCAACUCUUUGCCAGUCUUCGUGGAGUAUCACGGGCUAAUGUUGAUAAUGAAGUCAACAAAUGGCUCUCAUUGAUGGGACUUCAGCAGUAUGAGAACCGGAAAUGUGGAACAUACAGUGGUGGCAAUAAACGUAAGCUGAGUACAGCCAUGGCUCUGAUAGGGGAUCCUCCUAUAAUUUUCUUGGAUGAACCAACAAGUGGAGUUGAUCCUGUGGCCAGGAGGAACCUGUGGACUGUCUUGACAUCUAUCCAGAAGUCUGGCCAGUCUGUAGUGCUCACUUCACAUAGUAUGGAGGAAUGUGAAGCACUGUGUAACAGGCUGGCCAUAAUGGUGGGAGGGCAGUUCGUGUGUAUGGGAGGUAUCCAGUAUCUGAAGCAGAAAUAUGGCCAAGGCUUCACUAUCAUGGUGAAACUGAGAGUCGUUGGAAUCAGUGAAAAGGAUGUGAUGUCACUGAAGAACGAAAUUGAAAAUAGCUUUAAUACUGGUUGUAUUCUCAAGGAUGAACACCAGGGUUUGCUACAUUACCAUGUGACUAACCCCAACACACCUUGGAGAUAUCUCUUCAUUACCAUGGAGAGGGUGAAACAGCACUUCGAAGUUGUGGAAGAUUACACUAUCAGUGAGACAACACUGGAGCAAGUAUUCCUGUCCUUUGCAAAGGCACAACCACCAUACACUUCUGAAAAUGGACUCAUCAUAUCCUCAUGUCUGUGCGUGCACACAUGCAUUUGUGUAAUCUUUUCUAGUGCACUCCCCCACAAAUACUAUGAUUAGACUUGCAACAGUACAGUUUUGUGUGCAAUAAAUAAAUAUAAGGCCCAAUGAUGCAUGCAAAAUAGCAGAAGUUUUCAAAAAUAUAAGUACAACUUUUGGCUCUUGUUUUUAAUUAAGGAUCUGUAUAUGAGCAUGAUAUAAUGAAGUAAGAGCUAUUUCUAAUGUUAUAUUUUAGCGUCCUGUUGCACUGAUUUAAGUCCAUGAUUUAUUUAAUCCGUCUUGC